This is a messenger RNA of Tetranychus urticae (two-spotted spider mite), 711 nucleotides long. Its product is annotated as ubiquitin-like FUBI-ribosomal protein eS30 fusion protein. Gene Ontology annotation, cellular component: ribosome; cytosolic small ribosomal subunit. The record is from RefSeq and is a predicted model, not a curated record. Gene Ontology annotation, molecular function: structural constituent of ribosome. Gene Ontology annotation, biological process: translation. Lineage: Eukaryota; Metazoa; Arthropoda; Arachnida; Trombidiformes; Tetranychidae.
UUUCAAGGGAAAUGUUCAUUCAUUAGCUGUCGUUAUUAGACUACGGUCCCUCUAGAAGGUCUUCACGACUCAUUUUGCUAAUUUGCACUUUUGUAAAAUUGAUUUUAAUUUUAUCACUUUUGAUUUUCGCUUUCUCAUUUAAUUUUAAUUGUAUUGUCUAUUUACUAAGUUCAUCAUGCAACUUAUAAUUCGUGGAGAAAAAACCUUCGUGUUUGAAGGAGAUAACAUCGAUGAUUUACAAGAAUAUAUUGAAAAUGAAGAAGAUUUGCCUAUUGAAGAUCAAGUCCUUUUCUGUAAAGGUAGAAUAAUAGAUGAUUUCAACUGGACUGAAGUUGAAGACGGUGAUGAAAUUCAAGUAAAUGGACGUCUUCUUGGAGGUAAAGUACACGGAUCACUUGCUCGUGCAGGAAAAGUUAAAGGUCAAACACCAAAGGUAGAGAAACAAGAGAAGAAGAAAAAGAAGACCGGUCGUGCUAAGCGUCGUAUGUUGUACAACAAACGUUUUGUGAAUGUAGUGCAAGGCUUUGGAAAGAAACGAGGACCCAACACCAACCAAUAGAUAAUAAUUUUGAUUUUAUCUAAAUAUUUAUAUUAAAUCAGGCUACACAAGUUUGGAUACAUUCGACUCAAAGGAUAUUAUCAAUUGUAACUCAUAAACCAAUUUCCUGGAAAAACGCUGUUCUAAUAAAUUGAUAAUUCAACUCAAAAAAA